Colletotrichum graminicola M1.001 is the source of this 951-nucleotide messenger RNA. RefSeq lists its product as uncharacterized. The transcript has 4 exons. The record is from RefSeq and is a predicted model, not a curated record. Bases 1 to 951 code for a protein of 316 amino acids. Gene Ontology annotation, biological process: mycotoxin biosynthetic process. Lineage: Eukaryota; Fungi; Ascomycota; Sordariomycetes; Glomerellales; Glomerellaceae.
AUGGCUAUUUCCAAAGGGAACCGCUAUUCACAGGAUAGUCUUGAGGGAGAGGAGAAGCAUAUGCACCAGCAAGAAGACGACGAGAAUGACGGUCUCCUGUCAUUAGCUGGCAGACAUGCUUCGGCCGAAAGGCCUACGCAAGCCUGGUUUUCGGGGAAGCUGCCGGUCCUUCUGAUCGUACUCAACACUCUCUUCUUGAUAGCAAACACGAUUGCCUGGACUUUUGUUGGGCAUGCCGCUGGCUCUCGUGAUACGAAGCUGUCAUCGUGCUUGAUUGAUUCCCAAGUUCUUCCCCCGACCCCAGCAAAAGAGGCGGUACAGUAUGAGCUUCGACGAUUCACGGGUAUUGGGGCCCACGAAUCCGAGUUCAUCGGCCGGGCGAGUGACGAGAUGGAUGAGAAAUGGAACCGCCUGAUUGAUAAUGGGAAGUGGUUCGCCAUGGACCGCGAAAUGUUCGUCAAGCUCAACGGGAACCCGGACACCGGGCUGCGAAUCCCCAACGAUCCCGAAGGCCGCUUCUUUGGCAUGCUCCAAGUGAACCACCAGCUUCACUGCGUCGACAUCAUGAGGCGCUCGACUUGGUUUAAUAUUAAGCGCUAUAGAGACAGGGACCAUUUUCAAAACAUGACUGACGAGGAUGUCAUUUUGCAUACAAACCACUGCGUAGAGAUACUAAGACAGAGCCUACAAUGCCACGGCGAUACGGCUAUGCUCACCUACAACUGGGUCCACGGGCAUGACUGGCCGCAGUCGGCGUGGAGGUCGUUGCACAGCUGCCAGAACUGGGAUGCGCUGAAUGAGUGGAGGGCCGAGAACGACAUUAGCCAUCUCGUCACGCACCUCGAACGGCCUGCUUGGGUCUUGGAUCCUGAUGCGGAAGCACCUGGCCACAGAGGCGCGGCCGAGGCCGUCGAUCCCAUUACCUGCAGAGACCUGGAGUGCGAACACUGA